Durio zibethinus is the source of this 2944-nucleotide messenger RNA. The record is from RefSeq and is a predicted model, not a curated record. Lineage: Eukaryota; Viridiplantae; Streptophyta; Magnoliopsida; Malvales; Malvaceae.
AUAAUAUACGUUGGUUUUUUAAACUAUAUAGGGACAAGGCUUUAUAUUUAUGGAGUUUGUAGGGCCAAUGUUUGAAGUGUUAAAGUACAUUGGGGGUCAAAUCAAGAGUUACACAGAUCAUCACCGGAAACUUGAAGGAAAUAUGAAUAAUCUUAAAAGAAAACUGGAUGAGCUAAAUGUUCGAAAGCAAGACCUUGAAUUAAGAAAGGAAACGGAGAUUCGUUACGGAAAAAGGAUGAAGAAAGAAGUGGAGAACUGGUUUGAAGAUGUACAAAAGAAAAACACUGAAGUGGGAAAAAUUCAAGAAAAGUUUGGGGAUGCGUCAUACUUCUCACGUGCUCUCCUAGGAAAACUUGUUUGCCGACAGAUUGCAGAAGUCGAGAGAAUUUACCAACAAGGCAAUUUCCCUAAAGGUGUAGCAGUUGAUGGCCCUUCAGCCUCCGGAUCCGGAUUGGCAUUACCUAUUCCAAAUCUAGAAGGUGAAAUUGAUGUAAAAGAACGAAUUUGGGAGUAUCUGAUGGGGGAUGAGGUUGGAAUGAUAGGAGUGUGUGGAAUGGGUGGAAUAGGAAAAACUACCAUCAUGAAACAUGUCAAUAAUCAACUGUUGAAGGAAAGUGAUCAGUUUGAAAAAGUGAUAUGGGUCACCGUUUCGAAAGAAGUCGAUAUUUUCCAAUUACAAAAACAAAUUGCAGAUUCUUUCAAUGAAUAUCUUCCAGAAGGUGAAUUGAAACGAGCUGCAGCAUUGAAGGAUAUUUUGGAGGGAAAGAGAUAUGUUUUGAUCUUAGAUGAUGUUUGGAAACGGUUUUCUCUACUGGAUGUAGGAAUCCCUGAACCAACAUUAGGUCAGGGGAGGAAAGUAGUAAUCACUAGUAGAUCGAUUGAGGUUUGUAAAUCUAUGGGCUGUGAGGUGGUCAAAGUGCAACCUCUUUCAAAAGAAGAGUCUAUGAAUUUAUUCUUAGAUCGUGUGGGGCACAGUGUUCUCCAAAUUCAGAAUCUUGAAGACAUUGUCAGCAAAAUUGUUGAGCAAUGUGGUGGUUUACCGCUUGCCAUUGUAACAAUAGCGUGUAGCAUGAAGGGGGUAGAUGAUCCUUGUGAGUGGAGGAAUGCACUAAAUGAAUUAUGUGAGCGAGUGAAAAGUGUGAAAGGAUUGGACACCGAAAUAUUUGACCAUUUGAAGUUUAGUUAUGACCGUUUGGGAGAUUCACAAAUCCAAAAUUGUUUCUUAUAUUGCUCCUUCUACCCUGAAGAUUAUAGAAUUGAAAUGGGAUUAAUUGAAAGUUGGAUAGAUGAGGGACUCCUUGAUGGCUUAGGGACCAGACAAGCGAUGCAUGACAGAGGCAAUAGCAUUUUAAAUAAGCUUGAAAAUAAUUGCUUGUUAGAGACUGAAGAUUUUGGGGAUUGCGUUAAGAUGCAUGAUGUUUUGAGAGACAUGGCAUUUUAUAUUGUACGUAGUCAGUACAUGGUAAAAGCUGGUGAGCAAUUGAAGGAAAUACCAAGUGAGCAUGAAUGGACAGUAGAUCUUGAGAAGGUUUCUUUGAUGAAUUCACAAUAUUCAAAAUUUCUUCCUCACAUGUCACCUUGAUGCCCUCAUUUAUCAACGUUGUUACUGCAAGGAAUUUUUGGUUUAAAAGAUAUUCCAGAAUCUUUCUUUAAGCAUAUGCCUGGGCUCAAAGUACUAAAUCUUUCUGGUACUUUGAUUACGGAUCUACCCAGUUCAAUCUCAAACUUGAAAAAUCUCAAUGCAUUGAUACUAGCUCAUUGUGUGAAGUUACGAUAUGUACCUUCGUUAGCAGAACUCACAGCAUUGAGAAAGCUGGACCUUUAUGAGACUGAAAUACAAAUGGUUCCUCAAGGUUUAGAAUUGUUGGAAAACCUAACAUAUCUUCGUGUCUGGUCAAGGUUUCUAAAGGAGCUACCGGUUGGAAUAUUGCCGAUGCUUUCUCAUCUCCAGUGCUUAAUGUUAAAUAAGCAUUUAAGAGGAGAAGAAGUAGGCAAAUUGAGGAAGCUUGAGAUGCUUGAAUGUUCAUUUUGUGACAUCCAAGAUUUUGAGGAAUAUGCAAAGUCCAUUCCAGGUAAAUGGCCUACACAUUUCUAUUUUCAAGUAGGAGCAUCUGAGUUGUCAUCUUGUCGGUAUUGGAUCCCAACUUUAAAGCAAUUUCAGAAUGGGGUAGCUUUUGUGAAUUGUGAGAUGGAGAGAAUAGAUCACAUAGAGCUCCCACAUGGUCUUAGUGAUUUACGAAUUAGUAAGAGUGAUGAUUUCAAAUGUUUAAGCAAUAUUCCUUUGUUUCAGAAAGUAACUGAGUUGAAGAGUUGUUAUAUUGGGGAGUGUGAAGUAAUAGAUUGUGUGGUUGACUUAUCAUUAUUGUCUUUAAACGCACUUCAAAACAUUGAGGAGCUUAGGCUUGGGAAUUUGGGCAACUUGAGUGAACUUGUGAGAGUAGGAUCAGUAGCGGUUGAAUCGAAAUCUCAUGCUCCAACGCCACGUGCCAUAUUCUCUUCUCUUAAAUUUUUGUAUCUGCAUAAUUGUUCAAAGAUUAAGAAGUUGUUUCCAGUUGAGCUGCUGGAAGGCCUCCAAAACUUAGAGUACAUUGAAGUGCGUUCAUGUAGGAAAAUGGAGGAAAUAAUAGCAUCAGAAGAAGAAGAAAAUCACAAAGGAGAAGGAACGACAUUUAUUCUUCCCAAAUUAAAGGAAUUGGUCUUGAGCCACUUACCAGCACUGAAAAGCAUUUGUGGUGGUGGGGCCAUGAUUCAUUCUCUCCAACAUCUUCAAAUAAUAGACUGUCCGGAACUAAAGAGGAUACCUUUGGCUCUUCCCCUGCUUGAAAAUGGGCAACCAUCUCCUCCUUCUCUACAACUAAUCAAUGUGAGGCCGAGUGAAUGGUGGGAAUCAUUGAAAUGGGAUCACCCUCAAGCUAAGCAUGUCCUUUCACCCUUUGUUUCUUAA